Messenger RNA from Aspergillus steynii IBT 23096, 870 nucleotides. RefSeq lists its product as uncharacterized. Bases 167 to 400 code for a protein of 77 amino acids. Lineage: Eukaryota; Fungi; Ascomycota; Eurotiomycetes; Eurotiales; Aspergillaceae. The record is from RefSeq and is a predicted model, not a curated record. The transcript has a single exon.
UGCCGGUUGCAAACAGCACGCGCGUCCAGAAAUGGCAUUGCUCUGGAAAUAGAAUUUCCCCGAGAAUUCCCAAGACACAGUUACAAUUUGUCAUUUUGACAAUUAUACACCCCAGGCUCACUGCUGGGAUCCAGUAUACCCGGUCGAUCCAAGCGAGCCGCCGGCCAUGAUUACCCCGAGGCACAGAAGUCGACUGCAUGGACUCUGCACUCUGCACGCUCAAGCGCGACCAAUGUAUACUCCGCACCGCCAACCUCCAUCCAGAUUGCAGCGCGUUCCAUCGCACUCUAGCAGAAUUCCAUACAGAUCGCACAACCCUAAUCAGCUGAGAAAAACCGCGCACUUUUCCAACACAGGCGGAGCAGCGUCCUCCGACGAUCAUGUAACUGCGGACGGUUAACUGUCAACUCGGGACGACAUCCAUCUUUCAGUUAGUCUCCCUUACGGACGAUUAGCGACGCGACUGGCACAAAACAGAAACCAACUGCGGAGUACUGAAGUGGCGGUCGGCAAGACGACGUGGUCUGGGUCAGUCAUGGCCAUGGCCACAAAAUAAAAAUAAACACUCCCACGGAGUGAAAAAUAAAAAUCCCACGGUCCACGGGAUCUCUCGCAGUCCCGUACAGGACGUGGAUUCCCAUCGGGAUUGGACCCCUGAUGAGUUGGUUGAUUCGGAGACGAGACGGGAUUGCGCCGGCCGUAUCCGUAGAGAUGCCCCGUCCUCGUGCGACUCCGUCCUGCAUAUCCCGGGACGGAGCAAAGACCAGAGAGUAGAUUAGUGCGCCGUGCCCUACAGACGAGGCCUUCUGGUCCAUGGGCAAUCUGGAACAUACACCGAAGGGUAAGGGCUUGCAUCCUCGUGCAAGGAUC